Molecule: messenger RNA, 1187 nt
Organism: Chenopodium quinoa (quinoa)
Lineage: Eukaryota; Viridiplantae; Streptophyta; Magnoliopsida; Caryophyllales; Amaranthaceae
Product: transmembrane ascorbate ferrireductase 1-like
Exons: 4
Coding region: 184-885 (233 amino acids)
Molecular function (GO): oxidoreductase activity
Source: RefSeq, a predicted model, not a curated record
AAUAUCGCAAGUUGCCAAAGAUAAAUAAAAGUCGAAAUUUUCUCCGAUAGAAGAAGAUAAAAAACAAUGCUUUAGCUACCAAAUAUAACGACUUUUAGCUUUUGUUUCAUUUUGGAAUACAACGAACUUUGGCAUUACAUAAGUAGAUCAGAGAUUAUCUAGAGAGAGAAAGAGAGGCGAAGGAUGGCUGUGGUAGUAAAGGCAACUCCGUUAACGUUUGUGGUACACGCGCUUGCGGUAGCAUGCGCAGUAAUGGUAUUGGUUUGGUGCAUCCACUUCCGAGGUGGUUUGGCCUGGGAAGCUACCAAUAAAAGCCUCAUCUUCAACAUUCAUCCUGUUUUGAUGCUGAUUGGUUUCAUAAUACUUGGAGGUGAAGCAAUUGUAAGCUACAAAUCUCUGCCCUUCAAGAAAGAAGUGAAGAAAGUGAUUCAUCUAGUGCUGCAUGCUGUUGCACUAAUUCUUGGUAUUGUUGGUAUAUGGGCUGCAUUCAAAUUCCAUAAUGAGAGUUCAAUCCUGAACUUGUACAGCUUGCACUCAUGGCUUGGGAUUGGCAUCAUUGUCCUCUAUGGCCUUCAGUGGAUAUAUGGAUUUGUAACAUUCUUCUAUCCAGGAGGGAGCUCAUCCCUGAGAGCUGAUUCACUUCCAUGGCAUGUUCUCUUCGGGAUAUUUGUGUAUUCAUUAGCUAUUGCAAAUGCAGCAAUAGGGUUUCUUGAGAAGCUUACCUUCCUUGAGAGUGCAGGCCUUGACAAAGUUGGUGCAGAGGCUUAUCUUGUCAACUUCACUGCCAUCGCCACUGUACUGUUUGGUGCAUUUGUUUUGCUCACGGUGUAUGCUCAGAAGGAUCAGGAGCCAGAGGAGGACUAUAGCAGCUAUUCUGCUAUUUAAAAGUCUAGAUAUAGUAGUAUUCACUUAUAGGAGAUAGGGGAAGCAGGAACAAAGAAUAGCAUACCAUUCUGAAUGCUUGUUUCCCUGUAUUAUUAUUUUCGAGGUUGAUGUAUAGGCAUGUUGGUAUCAGCUACGUAGUAUAUUUGUAUGUAAGUGACAAUCUUGUUGGUGGUCUUGUAAACUGAAAAUAAUACGUAGUAGUACCUUUGUUGCUAAGUACAGUGAACACCUUUAGUUACACUACAUCUGGAUUCUGGAAUUGAUUGUUAUAUUACUAAUCCUAGUCAAGAUUGUUUUGCUCA